GCAAAAACCACCAAGCCAGUUGCUCAAAUCAGCCCCGGAGGAUUAGAAAUUGUCCUAUCAAAUAACAAUGCAGAGGGAGUGUAUCUCUGUGCACAUAGGCCAAGCAGGACUUCAGAUUGGCAGUGCAUGCUGGGAACUCUUCUGUUAUGAACAUGGCAUCCAGCCAGAUGGCACCUUGGCAAACAAUGCAGGACCAGGUAGCUCUGAUGACUCCUUUACCACCUUCUUCAGUGAGACGGCUAAUGACAAAUAUGUGCCCAGGGCAGUUAUGGUGGACCUGGAACCCUCUGUAGUAGAUGAAAUUCAAACUGGGACAUUUCGCAAGCUGUUCCACCAAGAGCACUUUAUUACUGGUAAAGAAGAUGCAGCCAAUAAUUAUGCCAGGGGCCAUUAUACCAUUGGCAAGCAGAUCAUUGACCUGGUGACAGAUCAUAUUCGCAAGCUGAGUGAUGGCUGCUCAAGAUUGCAAGGAUUUUUGAUUUUCCACAGUCUUGGAGGGGGUACGGGUUCAGGAUUCACAUCCCUUCUCAUGGAACAACUCUCAAUUGAAUAUAGCAGGAAAUCCAAACUGCAAUUUGCCAUAUAUCCAUCCCCACAGGUCUUCACAGCAGUGGUGGAACCAUACAACUCAAUUCUGACCACACACACCACUAUGGACCACUCUGAUUGUGUCUUUAUGAUGGAUAAUGAAGCCAUUUUUGACAUCUGUCAGAGUAACCUUGGCAUUGAUUUACCAUCUUAUGAAGACCUUAAUCGGCUCAUCAGCCAGAUCGUUUCUUCCAUUACAACUUCACUGCGAUUUAGUGGGUCCCUCAAUGUUGACUUGUCAGAAUUCCAGACCAAUCUUGUGCCAUAUCCACGCAUCCACUUUCCUCUGGUGACCUAUGCACCUAUCAUCUCAGCAGAAAAGGCAAUACUUGAGCAACUGUCCGUGGUGCAAAUCACCAGUACCUGUUUUGAGCCACAUAAUCAAAUGGUAAAAUGUGAUCCACGGCAUGGGAAAUGCAUGGCCUGCUGCAUGUUAUAUAGAGGUGAUGUUGUACCCAAGGAUGUCAAUAUGGCAAUUGCCACCAUCAAGGCAAAAAGAAGUAUACAAUUUGUGGACUGGUGCCCCACUGGAUUCAAGGUCGGCAUUAACUAUCAACCGCCUACUGUUGUUCCUGGAUGGCCCAUGGCAAAGACUCAGCAUGCUGUGUGCAUGCUUACUAACACCACAGCUAUCUCCGAGGCCUGGGCAAGGCUGAACCACAAAUUCAAUCUGAUGUAUGCUAAACGUGCCUUUGUGCACUGGUAUGUGGAAGAAGGAAUGGAGGAAGCCGAGUUUGCUGAAGCUCGUGAGGACCUGGCAUCUCUGGAGAAAGACUACAAAGAAGUGGGGAUGGAUGUUAUUGAAGAGGAGAAUGAAGAGAGUGAUUGCUGUCUAUGGUGAUUCUAAAGAGCUAAAGAAAAUAAACAUACUUCUUAGUAUAACAUA
Bombina bombina (fire-bellied toad) is the source of this 1474-nucleotide messenger RNA. It is a transcript of the gene TUBA8, whose product is annotated as tubulin alpha 8. The coding region runs from base 68 to 1429 and encodes 453 amino acids. The transcript has 5 exons. Lineage: Eukaryota; Metazoa; Chordata; Amphibia; Anura; Bombinatoridae. Gene Ontology annotation, cellular component: cytoplasm; microtubule. The record is from RefSeq and is a predicted model, not a curated record. Gene Ontology annotation, molecular function: GTP binding; structural constituent of cytoskeleton. Gene Ontology annotation, biological process: mitotic cell cycle; microtubule cytoskeleton organization.